CAGAGCUUCUUCCAAGAUGCUGCUGAUCCUUCUCUCAGUGGCCUUGCUGGCCCUGAGCUCAGCUCAAGACCUGGUUUCUGAAAGCAGCAGUGAAGAGUCUCUGAGCAUCGUAUUAGAUGGAACCAACUCAGACUCAAGCUCAGACAAGGAUUUUCCCCAACCACCUCCUGAUGGACCCAGAGGACCACCUCCUGGAGGACCUGGAGAACCACCACCUAGUCCCCCUCCUAAUGAUGGAAAUGGAGAUGAGGUACCUCCACCAGGGACACCUCUACCAGGGACACUUCCACCAGAACCACCCCUACCUGGACCACCCCCACCACCAGGACCACCCCCACCAGAGGAGGAACCUGAGCAGAGUCCAGAUGAAGAGUCACCAUCCAAGUAAUCUGAAAGUCAUUAACAGGACAUGAGUAUGAAGAUACCAGUCCUUCAGAAGGCCAUGACAUUGGGAAAAGGCAGUCUGUCUUCAAUUUACCAAUAAAAUAAU
Messenger RNA from Capra hircus (goat), 490 nucleotides. Its product is annotated as basic proline-rich protein-like. Bases 17 to 388 code for a protein of 123 amino acids. The record is from RefSeq and is a predicted model, not a curated record. NCBI's taxonomy places the organism in Eukaryota, Metazoa, Chordata, Mammalia, Artiodactyla, Bovidae. The transcript is spliced from 4 exons.